Molecule: messenger RNA, 5188 nt
Organism: Prunus avium (sweet cherry)
Lineage: Eukaryota; Viridiplantae; Streptophyta; Magnoliopsida; Rosales; Rosaceae
Source: RefSeq, a predicted model, not a curated record
AAACUUGAAUUCUCCUACUCAUGUAGACAGAAGAGCUAUGGAAAUCUUUACAAUGCUCUUUGUCUUUACAUCACUUCUGUUCUCCAUUCUAAGUAUCUCCAACACCAAAGACAUCAUCACUCCAAGUGUAUCGAUCAGAGAUGGAGAGACCCUUGUUUCCUCCGGUGGAAGCUUCAAAUUAGGAUUCUUUAGCCCUGGUAAUUCGAGUAACCGAUACUUGGGAAUAUGGUUCAAUGAAAUAUCUCCUCAGAAAGUUGGGGUGGCCAACAGAGAAAAUCCACUUACUCAUCUCUCAGUAGGAGCUUUGAAUAUCACUGAUCAAGGAGCUCUUGUUCUUUUAAGUGACACAAAUAGAAAUAGCAUUGUUUGGUCAUCCAACACUUCAAGAAAAUUCAUAAGGAAACCAGUUGCUCAGCUCCUAGAAUCAGGAAAUCUUGUAGUGAAAGAUGGAAAUGAGCUUGUGUGGCAGAGCUUUGAUUAUCCAACUGAUAAUUUGCUACCAGGAAUAAAGCUUGGCUGGAACUCGAAAACCGGGCUAAACAAGGUUUUGUCUUCUUGGAAAGAUGCAGAUGAUCCAGCUCCGGGCGCAUUCUCAUUUUCCAUGGAUUGUAGCGGAUACCCUCAACUGGUUAUUAAGAAAGGUCCUAGAGUACAGUAUAGGUUGGGUUCAUGGAAUGGCCUUGGUUUUACAGGGAUUCCUGAACUUGGGAAUAAAUUAUUUAAAUACGUUUUCAUUUCAAAUGAGAGUGAGGUCUCUUACAAGUUUGAGUUCCUGCAGGAUGCGUUGCAUGCAAGAUUACUGCUGAACUUGUCCGGUGUCUUGCAGGGGUUCAUGUGGUUUGAUAUAUCACAAAGCAAUGACAUAAUGUACUAUGCAGAUUGGUGUGACACCUAUGAUUUGUGUGGUGCAUAUGCGUUUUCUUUCUGCAAGCUUGGUACUGAUCCUCAAUGUUCAUGCUUACAAGGUUUUGUACCAAAAUCUCCCAGAGAAUGGAAUUCAAACAACACGUCUUUGGGGUGUGUUCCUAAAACUCCAUUGGGUUGUAGUAAUGGAGACAGAUUUCAGAAUUUCACUAGGGUGAAAUUAACGGAUACAUCUUCGUCAUGGAUCGAUAGUACUAUGUCCCUCGAGGAAUGCAAGAAAAUGUGUUUGAGAAACUGCUCUUGCACAGCAUAUGCAAAUUUGGAUAUUAGUGAAGGAGGAAGUGGAUGUUUGCUUUGGUUUGGUGAGCUCAUUGAUAUAAAAGAAUUCGAAUCUGGUGGGCAAGUCCUUUUUGUCCGGACAGCCCUCUUAGAUGACAUCAAGACGAGCAAGCCCUCUGGUGUAAAGAAGAAAGUGGCAAUCAUAGCCAGCGUUGGGCUGCUAGUCAUGGGAGUGAUAAUACUAGGAUUGGUUUUUUACAAGCGGAAGAAGAAAUUGAAAGCACAAGGCAGAAAUUUAGGAGAGGACAAAAUUCUGGAAGGUGAUAGAAUUUUUUUGAUCCUCCCUCCCUCUUCCUGUUUUGGAAAGAAUCAUGAACUUAUUGCUUCAUCAACUUUCUCAGGAAAAAUGAAACACAUACGUGAAAAGAACUUUAAUUUUGAAUGCGGAAACGAAGACAUGGAGCUGAUAACAUUUGAUUUGGCCACCGUAUCCAGAGCCACUGACAAUUUCUCAAACAAUGACAAGCUGGGAGAAGGUGGUUUUGGACCAGUAUACAAGGGCAUACUGAUAGAGGGGCAAGAUAUAGCAGUUAAAAGGCUUUCAAAAUGUUCGGGGCAAGGAAUUAAAGAAUUCAUGAAUGAAGUAAUAUUGAUUGCUAAACUUCAACACAGAAAUCUUGUAAAGCUUCUUGGUUGCUGUAUUGAGGGAGACGAAAAAAUGUUAAUUUAUGAAUACAUGCCCAACAAGAGCUUGGACUAUUUCAUAUUUGAUGAUACAAGAAGUAAAUUACUUGGUUGGGAUCAACGUAUCAAUAUCAUCGGCGGAAUUGCUCGAGGACUUCUUUAUCUUCACCAAGAUUCUAGACUGAGGAUAAUCCAUAGGGAUCUUAAAACCAGCAAUGUUUUGCUAGAUAAAGACAUGAAUCCAAAAAUAUCUGAUUUUGGCACGGCUAGAGCAUUCGAGGCAGAUCAAACUGAAGAAAAUACUAAUAGAGUGGGUUUGGUUGCCUUUGCUUUUGCCGGGUUCACAGGGCUUCUGUGUUCUGCCUUAUCUGCUGCCGUGCUCACAGGAUUUUUGUGUUCUGCAAUUGGUGCUUCUCAACAACAACCAGAAGAUAGACCAAACAUGGCAUAUGUGGUGCUGAUGUUGGGUGGUGAGGGUUCAUUGCCUGCGCCCAAACAACCUGGUUUCUUUACUGACAGGAACCCAAUUGAAGCAGAUUCUUCAUCCACCAAGCGUGAAUCACACUCAAAAAAUGAAAUGAGUAUAACGCAGAAAUCCCUCUCCGGCACAGAGAAAAAAGAAAAAUUAUUAAUGGGUGGUCCUUGUUCUCUGCAUAUUAGUACUAAUUUGCUCUUUCUGUUUUUCACAAUUUCCUCUGCAGUUGACAGCAUUAGCCCCUCGCAGUCUGUCAGUGACAACACGACGUUGGUUUCAAGUGAUGGAAGCUUUGAGCUUGGUUUCUUCAGUCCCGGUAGCUCCACAAAUCGUUACUUGGGAAUUUGGUACAAGAACAUCCCAGGUAGAACUGUUGUUUGGGUUGCAAACAGAUGCAACCCCAUUAAUGAUUCUUCCGGCAUGUUGAUGAUAAACAGCACAGGCAAUCUUGUGCUGUUUGGUCAGAACAAGAGUCUUGUUUGGUCCACAAGCUCAGUUAAACGUGUCGAAAAUGCAAUGGUACAGCUUUUAGAUUCUGGAAAUUUGGUAGUAAGAGAUGUGAAAGAUGGAAUUUCAGGACCCUAUUUGUGGCAAAGUUUCGACCAUCCUUCUGAUACUUUGUUACCAGGAAUGAAGUUGGGAUGGGACUUAAGGACGGGUCUGAAACGACACAUAUCGGCAUGGAAAAACUCAGAAGAUCCCUGUCCAGGCAAUUUCACGUAUGGGAUUGAAAUGGAACUUCAAGCAUACCCCGAGGCAUAUAUUCGCAAUGGCACCACGAAAAUUUAUCGUGCCAGUCCGUUUAAUGGCCUCACUUUCUGUGGUUCAUCAGAGAAGCAUCCUGCUCGUUAUGGUUUCAACUUUGUGUACAAUGAUGAGGAAGUGUAUUACAUGUACAAACCCACCAUUAAGUCUAUAACAUCAAGAAUAGUUUUGAACCAAACCACCAGUUCAUGUAUUCGCUUUCAUUGGAAGAAAGAAGAUGAAGCUUGGACUGCCCAUUUAUCAAGACCUAGAGAUGUGUGUGAUCAUUAUGGCUUCUGUGGAGCGAAUGGAAAUUGUAUUGGUGAGAAUCCAGUCUGCCAAUGUCUAAAAGGAUUCAAGCCUAAGUCUCAAGAAAAAUGGAAUUUGGCUGACUGGUCUCUAGGAUGUGUGCGCAAUAAACCCUUGAGCUGUCAGGAAACAGAUAAAGAUGGGUUUCUCAAAUUCGUUGGCUUGAAAUUGCCAGAUACUACGCAUUCUUGGGUGAACAAAAGUAUGAAUCUCAAGGAAUGCAGAGCCGAAUGCUUGAACAACUGUUCUUGUAUGGCUUAUAGAAGCUCAGAUAUCAGAGGAGGUACUGGCUGUGCCAUCUGGUUUGGUGAUCUAAUAGAUACCACACAGGCUCUGACUUCUGGGCAGGAAAUAUAUAUUCGAAUGUCAGCUUCGGAGUUAGAAGAAAAUGACGGUAAGCUGAAGACUGCAUUGAUAGUUGUAGCUGUCAUAGCAGUAGUGUUUUCUGGAGUGCUGUUAGUUGCCUAUUGCAUUCACCGGAGAAGGAAAAAAUUAAAGGAAAUAAGAGACAGAAAUCAGGACAAUGAAGGGGCACCAAAGGAGGACCUGGAGCUCCCGCUCUUCGAAUUGGCCACUGUAAUUAGUGCCACAGAUAACUUUUCAAGCAAUAACAAGCUGGGAGAAGGUGGCUUUGGACCGGUUUACAAGGGGACGCUAGCAGAUGGACAAGAAAUUGCUGUGAAGAGGCUUUCAAGAAGUUCUGGCCAAGGAAUGAACGAGUUCAUGAAUGAAGUUAUACUGAUUGCCAAACUUCAGCACCGAAAUCUGGUAAAACUUCUUGGUUGCUGCGUUCAAGGAGACGAGAAAAUGCUGAUCUAUGAAUACAUGCCCAACGGAAGCCUGGACUCAUUCAUCUUUGAUCAAAUGAGCGGAGAACUACUGUUAGAUUGGCCUAAACGUUACCACAUUAUUUGUGGAAUUGCUCGUGGUCUCCUCUAUCUGCACCAAGAUUCCAGGCUAAGGAUUAUUCAUAGAGAUCUCAAAGCAAGUAAUGUCCUACUUGAUAAUGAAAUGAAUCCAAAAAUUUCAGACUUUGGCUUGGCUCGAACAUUGACUGGGGGAAAUCAGACUGGAGGAAAUACAAACAGAGUGGUUGGAACAUACGGUUACAUGGCACCCGAGUAUGUUAUUGACGGUCUAUUUUCUGUAAAGUCUGAUGUCUUUAGCUUUGGUGUUUUGGUGCUGGAGGUCAUUAGUGGAAGGAAAAACAAGGGAUUCUACCACCCAACCAGCCCUAACCUUAUCGGACAUGCAUGGAGACUAUGGAAUGAAGGAAGGCAUUUAGAACUGAUUGAUACAUAUUUAGGAAGCGCAUCUACUCUAUCAGAAAUGUCGCGUUGCAUCCAUGUUAGUCUCUUGUGUGUGCAGCAUCAUCCUGAGGACAGGCCAAGCAUGGCGUCUGUGGUUAUAAUGCUGGGAAGUGAGAUGGCUUUGGCUCAGCCCAAACAACCUGGUUUCUUCAUGGAAAAGGAAUCACAUGAAGCAGGUCAUUCUUCAGAAAAUCAAUCAUCUUCAGCCAAUGAAUUAUCCAUUACGGUUUUGGAGGCUCGAUAAGGUUCGAUUAUAUAUGUUAUUGCUGCUAUCUUGACAUGUUCAUAUAUUUCCAAAACAUGCAAGUUUGUAGAUUCAAGUGAUUCUGUACCUGGUUCAAGCAUUGAGGCUAGAUAAAGACCACAAAGCUAUUCAUCUCAUGCUGCGUCUAUUUUUCUGUAUAUAUUCGUUCAGUAUUUUGUCCUUCGAUCCCUCACCUUUUCUGUAUGAGACUCCAUUCCCUCUCCAAUUUUUCCCUUUGGUGUAAAUUGCAACAAUUUAUAGACAAAGGUUACACCAAAA